CUCCCCUUCUCUCUCCCACGGUCUUCCUUCUCGAGCACAACCCACGCCGGCCACGCCACCACGCCACGCCGGCCUCACCUCGACAGCCACCCCCACCUUCUCCCCCACCCCCCCACCGAUCUCUUUCCUCCCCGAAUCUGGCUUCAGCUCUCUCUCUCUCGGAUUUCUCUAUAUCGCUGCCACUAGGGGCACCGUUCGCCACCACCCACACGUCGACGCCGUCGCCAGUUCUCUGUCGGAGCCCCCUUCUCCUCCACGCCCAGCCCUGCAGCCCGAGGCCCUCCCUCUCUCCCCAGCUCUGUUCGCAACCCACGGUCACCAGCUCUCCCCAGCGCCACCGUGCUCCUCCCGAGCCACCACUCCACGCCAAGCAACCACCACGACCACCCCCUCUCGGCCCCCAUUAAUCCAUAUGGAAAGGCUAAAAAGAUGGCGGAAGAUAUCAUCCUUGAUUUUUCUAAGAAGUCAGACAUGGCGAUCAUGAUCCUGAGUUUUUUGCAGGACUACUAUUGCACCAAUGUUUCUUCAAAUGCAACACCUAUCACUUCUUCUAAAGAUGGUUCUAAAGCUGGUGUGUUGCCAAGAGAUCAUGAUGAUCAGGAGCCGAAAAAGGGUUUUGUUGGGUUGUAUCAAGACAGCAGUAGUGCUAAAGAUCAGGGUAAAAACAAUAUGGCCACUGAACGCCUUACCGAGAAGAGCAUGCGCAAGCCUGGAGAAGAUCAAAGCCUAGUAGUAAAGCAGGAAUAUUUAAGCAACAACGUCGUCGAAAGAGACACAAAACCCAAGACUCCUGUGGAUAAUCCUACUGGGUAUGAUCCUUUUCUCGUGGGAGGAGGCAUCAACCAAGAUGAUCUGUCGUCAAAAGAGAAGAAAAAAGGUGGCAGAAGAACUCCAUAUUCUGAGCCUUCAAAAAAUGUCGUGGACAGCGUUGCACGGACAAGUUCUCCACUAAUUGAAAAGGAGAAGAAAGACACUCCCAAAAUUAUGACUGCAACUCGUGUAGGGCCGGGGGUCCAGUCAGAAAAUAUAGCAGCCCCGGCUUACUCCAGUGGUACUGGACCAGUACUAGUACCUCAAACUCAAAGCCAUUCUUCAGAAAAUAAGACCGCCGAUCGAGAGCUUUCCACCAACAAUUCCAUCUUAUGAAAAGGAAAAGAAAGGGAUGACGGCGCCGGCCAUGCGCACUCCCGGGAACGCAACUAUGUUAUCAAACGAACAGUCGAAAGACAAUGCAUGGAAAAUCCAAAAUUCCGAUCCUCCAAAGACGACUGCAACUCAUGUAGGUGUCCAGUCAAAAAAUGAAUCAGUCUCGUCGAGUAGAACGUCGACUCAGCCUCAUGGUUAUCAAAAUACGACCUUCGAGAGCAUCCCACAAACUCCAUCGUUUGAAAAGGAAAAGAAAGACGAUGGCUGGGGAACCCAAUAUUCCAACUCUUCAUCAAAAGCGAACGCAACUGAUCGUGUAGAGGCCGGCCAUUAUGUAGCCAACAAAGAUAUAGGGGUGCCACUAGUCCCCACUAACAAAGCUCGACGGAAUAAUACAUCAACAACUACUCGACCGUAUCAAAAGCCAAAGAAAGGAGGCUGUUCCUGCUCCGUAUUAUAAGUCAAGAUCUGCGUGCGGAUCUAGGGGCCUGUGGAUCAUGUGGCCAAGCUGUUGCAUGAGGGAGGACUAGGCAAGUGGGUACGUUAGUCGUGAUGUUUAUGGAACAUAAAAUGUAAAGAGCAGAGUGCAAAUCCGGAGGCAUGCAUGUAAGACAUGCCCAGAUUCUGUUUCUGCUGCUGCUUAUUUUAUAAUCUGACCGAUAAUGAAUAUUCUUAGUUCGGAGUUUUGAUCAGGGUGCUUGUUUAAUUUGUAAUUGAUCUGGAUAUAUAGCUGAAAGUUU
Messenger RNA from Juglans regia (Persian walnut), 1886 nucleotides. RefSeq lists its product as uncharacterized. The coding region runs from base 430 to 1146 and encodes 238 amino acids. The record is from RefSeq and is a predicted model, not a curated record. The transcript has 9 exons. NCBI's taxonomy places the organism in Eukaryota, Viridiplantae, Streptophyta, Magnoliopsida, Fagales, Juglandaceae.